AUGGCUGGCCCAUCAUCGCUGCUGACUCCCAUGUCGGGGAUGCAUAUCUCGGAGGAGUUUGACAAGAGUGGCUUCAUCCAGAUCGAGACGCUUUCCGGCCUGGCUCCUACCCAGCUCAAUGGCCCAAUUGCCAAGAUGUUCGGACAGAGCAAGUUCCCUGAUGCCUUCGACUAUUGCAAGAUGACGACCGCCCUGAAGCUCCCUACUCAAUUCACGGUCACGGCACUUCCAGUGUUCCACUCUCUCUUCUCAUACACGAAGAUUAGACGUGAACACGAGCUCGAUAACGAAGGCCAGAACAUCUACGUCUUCCCCGAGCCCCUGGACAAGCUAUCUCCAGCUGAGCAGGCCUGGACUUUGGAAAGACUGAAUGAGAUGGGCGAGCACCUCAUUUUCGCUAUAGCAUGCAGCGACCAAGCCUGUGGCACCAAGGCCACCUGUGAACUGCGCGACAAACUGAACGGUCUCCUCGGCCUUGAUAUGUGCGGCACUGGUAGCAUCGUGUCUAUCAGCGAUCGCCUUUACCAAAUGCUUGUUGAUUCGCAAUCAGACGCUUCCGACAUCAUAGGCCAACAGACUGGAGCUUUUGUUUUCGCCACAACUAUCCUACAUGAGCUGGGUCAUGCCGCAGUUUUUGCUUCUGCCCCAUGGCAUCAUCAGUUUCACCACUUUUAUCUUGGCGAGAGUGGGCGUUCAACGGAGAUGGGAUUUGAGAUCACGGCGUGGCUUUUCGGCGGUGCACUUCCUGAGCUCACCUUCAACUGUCCGCCCCCAGGUGUUCUCUUCGACAACGAUGCCCAGAAGUACAGCCGGGUCCAGAAAUUGAUGACUAUCGCUGAAUGGCCAUGUCCCUCUCGAAGUCUCGUAUACGAUUCCUGCGGCAACCCCUACGCCACGAGAGGCAACGACAAGACAGUGGAGAUACUCUCGGCGACAUCAUUCCUCCAUGUCCACAAGAUGUUUCAAGACAGCUUCUGGGCUGGUGCUGAAAUUCGUACCAAAGGCCGCGAGGCUCUUUUCUUUCAGAGGACCACCGGCUACAGGUUCGCUCCGCAAGUCACCAUGCGUAACACCAAUCGUCAGCCCAUAUUACCCCACCCUGACGAGACUUUUGAUCUUCCUACCGGCUUCUGGAUGGACAAGAAUGGUCUCAUUCGGAGGAAGGUAGACAAGUUGGCGAAGAUGGAAAUGAGCAAGACCAAAAAGGUCGAGCUUCAGAUCCGUGUGAACAACAUCGUCAAGACAAGGACCAUGGACCAUGACUGGACACCACUCAGCUUUGGUGAGAAGGCCGGAGCCUGGCGCCGUAAGGUCUCAGCAAACAUCAAGCAGAGGGCAGAGGACACAGCUGUUCAAGUGAAGGAGACUGUGAAGGACACAUCGACUAGUGCGCUGGAGAAAGCCAAAGAGGCUACGAAGACUGCAGGUAAUACUUGGGAGCUUGCCGGGCUGAACAUAAACGUUGCUGUGGACAUGUUGACGGGGAAAUGUCGGGUGAGUUCUUGA
Molecule: messenger RNA, 1506 nt
Organism: Zasmidium cellare ATCC 36951
Lineage: Eukaryota; Fungi; Ascomycota; Dothideomycetes; Mycosphaerellales; Mycosphaerellaceae
Exons: 1
Coding region: 1-1506 (501 amino acids)
Source: RefSeq, a predicted model, not a curated record